CUGCGACGACGACGACGACUACGACGACGGCGGUGGCGGUGUUGUGAGUGCAUGAAAAAGAAUAUUCUGUCAUUUGAGUGUUCAGUUCGAGACGGGUUUGCAAUUUAACAGCACUGACUGUAACGGUACACAGUGAAUAGCGCGUGUCACAAAAAAUAUAACAAAUUCUCUAAAUAGUUAGUUAAAAUAUUAUAUUUGAAUAAUAAAUAAAAUAUAUAUUAUAUUUGAAAAAAAUCGUGGUUUGUCUGUGUGUGCGUGUGUGAAAAAAUUUUUUUGUGACUGCGGCCAAGGCAGCAGCAGCAAAGUGAAAUAUACGAAUAGCUCUGAGGCAGACAAGCAGAAAGCAGGCGCCUAUACUAGAUACGCCUCGAGAGCUGAAAAUAUUUAUAUUAAAAAUAAAUAUAUUAAAAAAUAGUUCAACGCAACAGCCGUAAAUAAAUCAAUGCAUAUGCAUAUGCACACGAGUGUUGCCAACGAGUGAGUCAGUGAAACGACCGACCAAAUAAAAGUAAAGCAAAACGAAAAAGUGAAAAAUGAAUUUGUGCAGAAAGAUGUGAGUGAGCAAUAAAGCAGCGGACAUUGAAAUAAGGUGAAAUAGUGCUAAAGAAUAUCCUUCAAAACAACGACCAAAAAGUGUAAAAUAGUUAUUGUCCGAAAAGGUGGGGUCCAACAGCAAAGCAGCAAGGAAACAGCUUACGACAAAAAAGAAACGAAUAAAGUGGCUCGUUAUAUGAUACACGGAAAUAUACAAGUGAAUGUGAACAAGUGUGCGACAACAUAUAAGUAAAGUUGCCUUUUAUAGCGCCGGAGCGGUCAGUGUAUAUGCGGAUACGAGCACAAAGGACAAGCUGUCAAAGCGCAUUUUUUAAGCGCAACUCAACUCAACUCAACUGAACUCAAACUCAUUGAAAUAGUUUAUUUUUAUAUGUUAAACGUUGCUGUUGUUGUUGUUGUUGUUGUUGUCAAGUGUCCUUUAAACGUAAGGACAUAACAACAUCAACGACGUCAGUGAGACAAGCUCGUAUAUUGUGAGUGCAUACAGUGAGUGUACAACAAAAAAUCAACAACAACAACAACAAAAAUAUUCUCAUACGUGAUUGCUUGUGUAUAUGUUGUUGUUGUAGUGUAGUGUACAUCAUACAUAUAUAUAUAUAUAUAUAUAAAGAGUCACGCGUGCAUGUUGCAAAUAAGCUGUAGGCCAAUUAAGUCAACUAACAAUACAAACUGCAACAACAAAAAAACAACAAAGUAACACAUAUUGUAAAUACAACAACAUUUGUUAAAUAUUAUUAUUAUUUUUUUCCACAAAAAUAAUAUGCAACAAUAGCCAGAGUAGGCGCGCGCUGCAGAUCAACCGUGUAGUGUAGUGUUGCCGCUGCAGGACAUUAAGCCCUUGCAUGCACGCUCCUCAACUCGUAGUGUCCAACUAACCUCGCGCGCAUAGUUCGACACAGUGGCCUUAACAUCAGCUUCAGCUACGGCAACAGCGGUGACUCAAUCGCAAGUCUUGUGUGUGUGUGUUUGUUGGCUGGAAAAUUAGCUUGCAACGCUUACUGGCAUUAAGCAAGCGCGUGUCAACUGUCAAUAUUACCGUUACUGCAAACUGUAAACUGAAAAUUCAAGGCGGCAGCUGUUGAAAUUCGUAAAGGCAAGACAUUGCAAGCCAACAACAAGAACAACAACAACAACAAUUGUUGCUAAAUUAAAUUUGAAAAGAGUCACAACAUAAACCAUAAUACACAUGUCGGCAGCAGCGUAUACUUAAAACCAAUUUAAAUUGCGUGACCGGACUGGGCUGUGCGGCCACUUCGAUGCCAUAACAUGGGCUAUUCCUCUGAGGCUGCCAGAACGAGGACACAACGCAGCAACAACGCCAACAAACAAAUAAAAAGCAAUAAAAACAGCCUAAAUCGUGAUAGACAAAACAACAACAACAACAAAUACAACUGUUGUGACAACUAUACAAGUAGCGACAGUAGCAGUUUGCGUUUAUUGAGUUCAGAGGUGAUCUUUCAAAGCAGUGCCGAUAGCGACGACGAGAAGGAGGCGACGCACACAAAGGCGACUAAGUGCCGACGACAGGCAGACAACACAACGAGAAUUAUAGCAAUCAAAAAGACACAAAAGCGACGAAAGGACGUAGAGGAAGCGAAAGAGGAAGCAGAGAAGGAAGGAGAAGCAGCUGAAAGCGGCGUCGAAGCGGAAGAGACUGAAAAGCAAAUACAAAUUGAGUGCGGCAAGCCUUGUGACGAGGGCGUUGAGACGGAAGCGGUUGCGGUUGAGCGCGAAGAAAGGCAGCGGUGUUGUAAAUUGAGUGCGGCUUUUGUAAAUAAUUGCACAACAGCGGUUGAUACUAACAAUAACAACAAAGACAACAAUAACAACAGGGAGACACACAGCACCGAGUGCGACGACGCUUGUGCAAACUUUCACCGCACAAGCAACGGAAAUAAUAAUUGCUGCCACUACCGACAGCUAUCGCGAGAACAACUGCCACAAACGCGUGUCGCGCUGCCACCUCAAGCGGAAGCAGCCGAACAACAACAGCUACACCAACAGCAACAGCAAACACAAACGCCAGCGGCAGACCGAAAUGUCUGGUGGCGCACAACGAGCGCUAGUUUGUCGCCGCCAACGGAAACGGCCGCGAGGACGACUGCGUCCGCCAGAGACUUGGAACGUCCAAACUACACUGGCGUCAAGGCUCUAGCAGCGCGGAGCGGAGAGGACCAAUGUCUGCAAGAGUUCUUGCAACAAGCAUGCAGCGCGCUAACCGAGCGCUUAGCCUGUCUGCGCGAUAAUAUGGGGUUUUACGGAGCAAACGAGUUGGAUCCACAAGCAAUGGAGAAGCGGAAAACGGUAGGCGCCGGUAUGCGGACGCCAACGGAGCAACAGAAGCAACGGAAGCUUUUAGAGAGUAAGUGUCAGCCGCUGCAGAUGGCAUAUAAGCGUGGACGCGAGCAGAAACAACUGACGGAGCAGCAACAACAAAAAACCAAGCAACGAACUGUUGAGCGACAGCAAGCGAAGCAGCAGCAGACGGGAGAACUGAAAGCACCCUCAGCAGCGCAGCGGAAUGCGUUGACAUACUGCCACCACCAAAAACAAAAACAUAAACAACAACAGCAACACAACCACGACCACCAACAGCCGCAAACGCCGUUUCAACAACAUCGACCACAACAACAACAGCUGUCAGUCAGCAACAAAAAUCUUAAAAAUCAACCACAACAACAACAACACCAUUCCCCACAACAAAGACAGCAACCACAAAAAUUGUUGCCAGCACAAAAAAAGUCACAAAAACCACAACAGCAGCAACAACAACAACAAAAACAGCGCCAUCGCCUGCGUCGCGGCAUACAAACGGUGGCCGCCGCCGCUUACGGCGCCUUCAGCUACAUCGGUCACAACUACUAUCAUCUGUUGGGCAAUUCGUUUAGCUUCUACGCCGUGUCCAGCGUUAUAUUGGCGCUCUGCUAUUUGACAACAACAACAGCAGCGGCGCAUUCGCCCGACAAGGCGCCAUUCGAUAAGCAUCCCAUUCAAAGCAUCGAUUGGUCAAAAUUCGACGAGUCCAGCUCGGAUAAGGAAAUUUUGGACUUGUUGCUGGAGAAGAAACGUUACGAUAAACGUCUACUGCCGCCAGUUAACGAUGAAGAUUUUUGCUGUGGUUUAUCUUCACCGGAUAUGGCUAAAGUCAGCAACUCAAGGAGGCCACAUAAUCGCGGUACUUUGACGGUGAAUGUGAAUGUGUUGCUGCUCAGCUUGGCCUCGCCAGAUGAGAGUAGUUUGAAAUACGAAGUUGAAUUCUUACUGAAUCAACAGUGGAACGAUCCGCGUCUACAAUAUGGCAACAAAUCGCAUUAUGACUUUUUGAAUGCAUUGCAUCAUCACGACAGCAUCUGGACACCGGACACCUAUUUCAUUAUGCACGGCGACUUUAAGGAUCCCAUUAUACCAAUGCAUUUCGCUUUAAGAAUCUACCGUAACGGGACCAUUACGUACGCAAUGAGACGCCACUUAAUCUUAUCCUGCCAAGGUAGCCUACAUAUAUUCCCGUUCGAUGAUCCGAAGUGCUCCUUCUCAAUGGAAAGCAUUUCCUAUGAGGAGGCGCAAAUUAAGUAUGUUUGGAAGAAUGACGAGGACACGCUGCGUAAGAGUCCUUCACUAACCACAUUAAAUGCGUAUUUAAUAAAAAAUCAAACAACACCCUGCGAUCAAAAUAGUUGGCGAGGGAACUACAGCUGUCUUAGGGUCGAUUUAAUAUUUACCAGAGAUCGUGCAUUCUAUUUCACCACCGUUUUUAUACCUGGCAUUAUACUGGUGACGUCAUCAUUUAUAACAUUCUGGCUAGAAUGGAAUGCAGUUCCGGCUAGAUCGAUGAUAGGUAAUUACAGUUGCCUAGAAGUCGAGUUGACUUUUACCAGGGAUCGUGCUUAUUAUUUCACCACUGUUUUUAUACCCGGCAUUAUAUUGGUGACAUCAUCAUUUAUCACAUUUUGGCUGGAAUGGAAUGCUGUGCCAGCCAGAGUUAUGAUCGGUGUAACAACAAUGUUGAAUUUCUUUACAACAUCCAACGGUUUCCGCAGCACACUGCCCGUCGUCUCCAAUCUCACCGCUAUGAAUGUUUGGGAUGGCGUCUGCAUGUGCUUCAUCUACGCCUCGCUAUUGGAGUUUGUAUGCGUUAAUUAUAUGGGUCGCAAGCGGCCACAACAUAAUGCUGUCUAUCGACCUGGCGAGAAUCCUGUCACACAGCGUCUUCCAGCGGUUCUAAGCAGGAUUGGAGUAAUUCUUGCAAGUCCUUUGGGUAUAAUCGAACGAGAAUUUCAUGCUGCUUUGUUGUCUGAAAAGGCCACAAUGGGUGCAUCCAGCAGCACUACAACUGGCACCAGCAUACCCGUCACGCCCACACCGAUGCAUCCCUACCACACGGACCUAUCGACGGCCACCACACAAACCCCAUUACCACCAUCGCCACCACCACCACCAACCGCGACAGCAGCAUACGGCAUGAGUACCGUUGAUGCACCGCGUAUACGCUGGGAGGAACAACAUGGCGGCAUAAUUGGUGUGGCAAUGCAAAAUUUACGUGCGCGUUCCAUACGUCGACGUACGCGCUCACCAGGGUCGGCAACAUCGGCGUCCAGCUCUUACGCAGACACGGAGGCUGGACGCAGCAAGACACCCACCACCACCACCAUGUCCACGGUCAUCGAGCCCGUGUACACGGAACCCACCUUUGACGCCGCUGAGUGCGGAGCAAACAUGCCACCACAUGAGACCACAGUGACGGUUGAAGUGGAGCCAACACUGCCAGCGCCAGCAGUGCCGACACAGCAGCGUCGUUCCAUUUCUACAAAUACACCACCGCUAAUACUAAGCGGCAGUAACAAGCCGCCAGAGGAUGAAAGUGCCUCUGGUGUUACCGAACCAUCGGUUGCGAAUGCCGACACAGCGACAGUGGAAAUGCCGACGGAAGAUGUGAGGACGGCCGCACAGCUGGAUACACAAGGUGUAGCCGAUGCUAGCGGACAUUUACCGGUGAAGCCACCGCGUCGCAAGCAAUCGCGUUCCAGUUCGCCAGUACCAUUUUACGAGCAGGUGGGCCAGCCGGAAGCCGCCAAUGGUCAUGGCUUGGGCGCUAUGAACGCCGAAACUUUUUUCAAAUUUACCGCCAUCUAUCAGGGUGAGAAGCGACGUGAUGUUCGCGCUCCCAACGAGAUUGUCGCCUGUACGACUUGUGGCGGCAGCAGCAGCCCGUGCACGCACUCGGCCAACAAUGGAUGCGCAACAGAGACUUGCUUCGUCCAAGUACGCAAAAAGGAACCGCCACAUCCUAUACGUAUAGCAAAAACAAUCGAUGUCAUCGCUCGAAUUACAUUUCCAACCGCCUACGCAAUUUUUCUAAUAUUUUUCUUCGUACACUAUAAGGGAUUUUCAUAAAAAUUAGUGCAAUGGAAAUCAUUUAGACAACUUAAAUAUAAACUAAUAUACACACUUACACUUAAACACACAUUUACAUACGUAUACAUACAUAAAUGUAAACAUUCACCAAAACACACAUAUUUACACACACACACACACACACACAUAAAUUCACAGCGAAUUAGCAAAUUUAAUUAGUAAAAUUAAUUAGCGAAAAAAAGUUCAUAGCAUUAUUGAAAAUAAAAGAAACAAGAAAAAAGUACACACAUAAAUGAUAUUCUAUUAUAUAAGGCAAGUAGAAGGGAGUUGAGAGAAGCUAUUAAAAAUUUAUGAAAUGAAAUAUUGAAAUGUAAAAAAUAUGUAACGAAAUCUAUAAUAUGAAAAAUCGACGCACUGAUAAAGAAUAAUAUAAAAUUUAAUAGACAUUUCGUUAAUUCUCUUUGAUGUACUAUAUAUUAUUUAUUUAUUGUUAAAGAUCACACCUCGUUUGUGGUGAAUUAAGAGAUUAGAGAGAGGGAUUAAUUGAUUAAUUAAGCUAAAGAAGAGGCAUAGAUUUAGUAGAUAAUAAAAAGCGAAUGUAAAUAAAGAAAUAUUUAUUUAAAUGAUUUAUUUUACUUUUAUUAUUUUUUUUUUACUUACUCCUUCGAAUAAUUCUAAUUACUGAUUUUUUCAAAACAUUUACUGAUAAUUCCCAGAUAGAUAACCACAUAUUUAUCUGUUCUCAAUUACAUAGAUCAAAACCAUGUGUAGUGGUAUCUAAUAACUUACAAAAUCAGACUUUUAGGAAGUGAGAAAAAUGACAGUUACUCUCAAGAAAGGAACCUUCAAAAACAUCAUAGCUCUUUAGGACGAAUAUAAAAAAAUUUUUAAAUGAAAGACCUCAUAACUGCAAAUGUAAUCUUACUCUUUUUGAGUCGAAUUUUAACCGUUAGUGGUGAGUUGUUUAGUCGAAAAGAUCGAAACCAGUAUUGUCGUCUACCACUCCUGCUUUUGUAACUGUUAUACAAAUGAAAACUGGUUUAGAGUGGGACCUUGUUGAAAAGUAGAUACAGAGACACCCUUUCUUCAUGCUGAUACCCUUUAAAUAACACCUGUCGAUAUUGCUACAAUUUAUGAUGAAAGAUGACAGACCACGUGAUCAUUGGAGGAUGAUUUGGAAUGUCUGGAGGGUUUUUAUGAAAAAUAACACAGAGGAAAACUUUUCACUGGGCUACGACUCUCUUCAUAAAUAUUUUUAGUACUUUUCCCGAAUCUUCAAAGUGAGAAUCAAAUCGAAGUUCAACAGAGUUUGCUUCCUUUUAUAAAAUAAUAAGAGCAAACCUGUCUUGAAAAAGUAAAGAAUAUUUGGGGAAUAAUGAGUAGAAAGAACAUUAGUAAAAAUCAGGAUCAAAAUCAACCAAUAUCCGUACACCAAAUUUUAUUCAAACGAUCUGCAAAUCAGAGCAUUAAGUUCUAGGGAAGACAAGAUAACGGUACUUUUGGAACCAGCUGUAGUUUUAGACUUAUGAGAAAUGUCCUAUACUAUCAGCAAGUAUCUUAUAAAUAGCUUUCGAGGUCUAUAUUUUCUUCAUUUUCCCUAAAGGUAUUUUAUUUUUUUAAAUCGAAAAAGUAUAAGUUUUAACCAUAUAAAAAAGUGCAGAAAAGAGAUACGAAGCUUGAACGCAAAAUAAAGAAAGUGAUAUAUGAAUGCAAGAAGACAAAAUAAAAUUUAUUUCAACUCAAAUAAAAAAAAAUAAGAAACACAAAAAACGAAAGAAAGAACCGCUAAGCAACUAAAAACAAACGAACAGAUAUUUAUGUAAAUUUAAGCGAAAAUAAUUACUCAAAGCCGCAUAAAAACUUUUGUCUGACCACAAAAAAAGAAAGAAUAAAAUAAAACAAAAGUUCAGUUCACAUUCUAAAUUAAGCUAAAAACCCCAAAUUCUAAGUAAAAUGUAGUUAAAACCCGUUAUAGUAAAAAAUAAGUACAUUGUGUAAUUAAAAAAAAAAAACAAAACA
This is a messenger RNA of Zeugodacus cucurbitae (melon fly), 7926 nucleotides long. RefSeq lists its product as uncharacterized. Gene Ontology annotation, biological process: signal transduction; chemical synaptic transmission; chloride transmembrane transport. The record is from RefSeq and is a predicted model, not a curated record. Gene Ontology annotation, molecular function: chloride channel activity; transmembrane signaling receptor activity; extracellular ligand-gated monoatomic ion channel activity. NCBI's taxonomy places the organism in Eukaryota, Metazoa, Arthropoda, Insecta, Diptera, Tephritidae. Bases 1822 to 5946 code for a protein of 1374 amino acids. The transcript is spliced from 18 exons. Gene Ontology annotation, cellular component: neuron projection; synapse; membrane.